GGAGAAUAGCGAAGGAGAGCAGCCCGCCUGGAUUUGUUUGCCCGGGACGGCUGCGGCGCACGCGGAUCGCCGAGGGGAGCGCGGCGGGAGUCACCGCGCCCCCACCUCCCAGCACGGGCGGCCGAGGCCCGCGGAUUGGAGCGUAGCCCUUGCGCCCUCUUCCCGAGUGCCGGCGGCGCCCCGCAGGUUUUUGGUGCAGCCGGGCCCGGGUUGCCCCGUGAUGUGGCCCUGAGCGCGGGAGCCCGCACCAGCGGGAUCAGGAGCGGCCCGGCGCCGAGUGGCCUGUACGCCCCGCCGAGCGCGCCUGCGUGCGUGGCCAGCGCGCUACCCGCUUUUGCCUGGCUUCCCGGCUUAAUUUUCCUCGGCGAGAUUAAAGUUGGAAAUUGAGCGGAGAAUUGAGUUGCCCGGGAACAGAGCCGCGGCCGCCGCCAGAGCGAUGUUCCCGCAGAGCCGGCACCCGACGCCGCACCAGGCUGCAGGCCAGCCCUUCAAGUUCACUAUCCCGGAGUCCCUGGACCGGAUUAAAGAGGAAUUUCAGUUCCUGCAGGCGCAGUAUCACAGCCUUAAAUUGGAAUGUGAGAAACUGGCAAGUGAAAAGACAGAAAUGCAGAGGCACUAUGUGAUGUAUUAUGAAAUGUCAUAUGGAUUAAACAUAGAAAUGCAUAAACAGACUGAAAUCGCCAAGAGAUUGAAUACGAUUUGUGCACAAGUCAUCCCAUUUCUGUCUCAGGAACAUCAACAGCAGGUGGCCCAGGCUGUCGAACGUGCCAAACAGGUGACCAUGGCAGAGCUGAAUGCCAUCAUCGGGCAGCAGCAGUUGCAAGCUCAGCAUCUUUCUCACGGCCAUGGACCUCCAGUGCCCCUCACCCCUCACCCUUCGGGACUUCAGCCUCCUGGAAUCCCGCCCCUCGGCGGCAGUGCCGGCCUCCUGGCGCUGUCUAGUGCUCUGAGUGGCCAGUCUCACUUGGCAAUUAAAGAUGACAAGAAGCACCACGAUGCAGAGCACCACAGAGACAGAGAACCAGGCACAAGUAACUCCCUCUUGGUCCCAGACAGUCUAAGAGGCACAGAUAAACGCAGAAAUGGACCCGAGUUUUCCAAUGACAUCAAAAAAAGAAAGGUGGACGAUAAGGACUCCAGCCACUAUGAAAGCGAUGGUGACAAAAGUGAUGACAACUUAGUUGUGGAUGUGUCUAAUGAGGACCCCUCGUCUCCACGAGCAAGCCCCGCCCACUCACCCAGGGAAAAUGGGAUCGACAAAAACCGUCUGCUAAAGAAAGACGCCUCCAGCAGCCCGGCAUCCACCGCCUCCUCGGGAAGUUCCACUUCUUUGAAAUCCAAAGAAAUGAGCUUGCAUGAAAAAGCCAGCACGCCUGUUCUGAAAUCCAGCACACCGACACCUCGGAGUGACAUGCCAACGCCGGGCACCAGCGCCACUCCAGGACUACGUCCAGGCCUCGGCAAGCCUCCAGCCAUGGACCCCCUCGUUAACCAAGCGGCGGCCGGCCUGAGGACGCCCCUGGCGGUGCCGGGUCCGUACCCUGCGCCUUUCGGGAUGGUGCCCCACGCGGGCAUGAACGGCGAGCUGACCAGUCCCAGCGCCGCCUACGCCAGCCUCCACAACAUGUCGCCGCAGAUGAGCGCGGCCGCCGCCGCGGCCGCCGUGGUGGCCUACGGGCGCUCCCCGAUGGUUGGGUUUGAUCCUCCCCCUCACAUGCGUGUACCUACGAUCCCUCCAAACCUGGCAGGAAUCCCCGGGGGGAAGCCCGCAUACUCCUUCCACGUUACUGCGGACGGUCAGAUGCAGCCUGUCCCCUUCCCCCCGGACGCCCUCAUUGGCCCCGGCAUCCCCCGCCACGCUCGCCAGAUCAACACCCUGAACCACGGGGAGGUGGUGUGUGCGGUGACCAUCAGCAACCCCACGCGACACGUGUACACGGGCGGCAAGGGCUGCGUCAAGGUCUGGGACAUCAGCCACCCCGGCAACAAGAGCCCCGUCUCUCAGCUCGACUGUCUGAACAGGGAUAACUACAUCCGUUCCUGCAAAUUGCUCCCUGAUGGCUGCACUCUCAUAGUGGGAGGGGAAGCCAGUACCCUGUCCAUUUGGGACCUGGCGGCUCCCACCCCGCGCAUCAAGGCAGAGCUGACGUCCUCGGCCCCCGCCUGCUACGCCUUGGCCAUCAGCCCCGACUCCAAGGUCUGCUUCUCAUGCUGCAGCGACGGCAACAUCGCCGUGUGGGACCUGCACAACCAGACGCUGGUGAGGCAAUUCCAGGGCCACACAGACGGGGCCAGCUGUAUUGACAUUUCUAACGACGGCACCAAGCUCUGGACGGGCGGCUUGGACAACACGGUCCGGUCCUGGGACCUGCGUGAAGGGCGGCAGCUGCAGCAGCACGACUUCACCUCCCAGAUAUUCUCCCUUGGUUAUUGCCCAACUGGGGAGUGGCUGGCCGUGGGCAUGGAGAGCAGCAACGUGGAAGUUCUCCACGUGAACAAACCUGACAAGUACCAGCUGCAUCUCCACGAGAGCUGUGUGCUCUCCCUGAAAUUUGCUUAUUGUGGUAAAUGGUUUGUGAGUACUGGAAAAGAUAACCUCCUCAAUGCUUGGCGGACACCCUAUGGAGCUAGCAUAUUCCAGUCCAAAGAGUCCUCAUCCGUGCUCAGCUGUGACAUCUCUGUGGAUGAUAAGUACAUAGUCACUGGCUCAGGGGACAAGAAAGCUACAGUCUAUGAAGUCAUCUACUGAAAACAUUAUGUGGUUUAACGUUUAUAGUUGAAUUGGGCCAAAAUGUUUUGAAUUUGUAGAAAUAGAAAAGUUAUAACUUUAAAAACACAAAAACCUGUUUCCAAACCUUGACACAAAACUACUUUGCGUCUACAAAGAGGAGGCAGUGAGCACAUCAACAGAAGGUCACCUACCUACCUAGACCAAAUGGAGCACCGAGGCAAAGUGGACAGAGGGGUGAGGGUUGUGGGCUUGAGGAAUGGAGCCCGCUGACCUGGGCAGAGUCCAUCCUUUUCUUUCUGUGAGAUCUGCCGAGAUUACCUUUCUGUUCCUUGCCGUUCCCCUCCUGUCUGUCCGUGGUAGAGCCGUGGUGUCUCCAAUGAACUUGUUUCCUCGUUUUGCAUCUUGUGAAAUGUUUUUUUGUAUUUUUGUUGAAGGUUAAACAUUUGUAUAAAUUGUAAAUAUAUUUGGUUUAUUACAGUAAAGGCUUUAGUACCAAUAA
Messenger RNA from Aethalodelphis obliquidens (Pacific white-sided dolphin), 3230 nucleotides. Its product is annotated as TLE family member 1, transcriptional corepressor. Gene Ontology annotation, biological process: negative regulation of canonical Wnt signaling pathway; regulation of DNA-templated transcription. Gene Ontology annotation, cellular component: nucleus; transcription regulator complex. Bases 437 to 2749 code for a protein of 770 amino acids. The record is from RefSeq and is a predicted model, not a curated record. The transcript has 20 exons. Lineage: Eukaryota; Metazoa; Chordata; Mammalia; Artiodactyla; Delphinidae. Gene Ontology annotation, molecular function: protein binding; transcription corepressor activity.